AUGUCUUCCCGGCUGCCACUUGGAUUCUUCGCACUUCUGGUGAUCCUCCAUGUUUGGCAGAUGCGCAAUGUCUUCGUAGGGCAUCCCGUUUCCCCGCAGCGAAGGUGCAGGAUUCAAGUAGCAGCAGCGCCAAUGGCCAAGGGGUCUCCUUUGAUGGUUGGGGCCUUGGUGGGGUAUGAGUUGAACGUUCCUGCAAAUUUCAUGCACACUGGAAUCUAUUUAGGUCCUGGCUGUGCAGAAUUGGAACAUGCAACUGGUUGUUCCAAUUUGCAACCAGACAUGCACUAUGUGAUCGAAUACAGUGGCCCCACCCGCUUCAGUGGUUCACCCCAAUCCUCCAGAGUUGGGAAAGUGAAGAGCGGAAAAGGUGGCCAAAACAUUUGGAUCACUCCAAUGGAUCCUUCAACUGAAUGGUAUGCGUUUGAGAUGUUUUCGCAACGGUAUGGUCAGCCCUACAGUGGUCCCGAGACCAAACGCCGUGCGCUAAGCAAGGUAAGCAGCCACUUUGGGGGUUACGAUGUGUUGCGGAACAACUGUCAACAUUUUGCAGUGUGGGCCCGUUAUGGCAUCAAGGCUAUGUUACUCGGGGAUGAAGGAAAGGGCACCGUUGCAAGACACCUCGCAGGCAUGGCAGCUUUCACGGCUGCUGGAAUUGCUGGCUUUACAGUCGGUGUUAUGGGCGUGUGGGCCUUAUGCCUUGGCAAUUGCGCAAGCACGACACGUCAGGGAAACCUGCCGGUUGGGUCGCAAUAUGUUGCAUCUGGCUCUCAUGCGACAUCGCGGGUUGAGCCCAGUGUUGAUGGGGUUGAUGGGGUUGAUGAAGUUGACACCAGAAACGUGCUCGAUGUGUUGGCCAAACCCUUUGAGGACCUUAUUCCCUGCAUCCACUUGGCCCUCUCCGGUUCAAGAUCCGAGCAGGCGGAGAACUCUUUGCAGUGCCUCCAGCUCCUGUUGGAUCAGCAGGUGAACCUCAUUCCUCAGGUGGACAACAGUGGCCGCAGUGGAUUGCAUGUGGCUUGUGCUCUCGGCAGCUCCCGCGGGGUUGAGCUGUUACUGGAGAAUAACGCAGACCCAGGUUUGCAAGAUGACUUUGGCUUCAUGCCCCUUCACUACGCCAUCGAUUCGCGGAAUCUGGACUGUGUGAAGCAAAUGAUCCAGGUCUCAGAUCGUAGCGCUUUCGCCGGAGAGUUGAACCCCUUCUGCCGUUGCAUCGACCGUUGCGUUUGGGACGCCGCACUGCUCCUGGGCAAACAAGGCUGGCCGUUGGCAGAGGGUGAGAUGGGCAUCAACUUCCUCUUCGACUUCGCGGCCGUGCGCGGGGUGUCGAAGGAAUGGCACUGGGUGGCUGAAGCCAUGCUGUCCUAUGAAGGUGUGAAGCUCGGUGGAGAGAUGGCACGAUGGCACCACCUGGAAGUUGGUGAUGAAAAUCCUAUCAUUUUAUGUUGA
This is a messenger RNA of Cladocopium goreaui, 1446 nucleotides long. NCBI's taxonomy places the organism in Eukaryota, Dinophyceae, Suessiales, Symbiodiniaceae. The record is from the annotation of a GenBank genome assembly.